AGGCAGCAGACUAAAACUUCCCUCUCUUUUCACACCACCCCCCACUAAACCACACGCAGACACAGACACACACACUCUCUCUCUCUCUCUCUCUCUCUCUCUUCCCCUUUCUUGAUUUUGAUGCGCAGACUCUUCCCUCCAAACCCAAUCAAAACCCCAACUCUCUUCAACUCCCUCCGUCUGCGAUUCAACUCGCUCCGAUCCCACUGUGCCAACUCAAUGGCCUUACCUCCGCCGAAGUCAGCCAUGGCUUCCGCCGUCGUCGACAUCGAGGCGGGUCUCGCCCGCCGCUUCUGGAUCAAGUUCAACCGAGAAUCGAUUUUCGCUAUGUACACUCCCUUCUCGCUCUGUUUGGCUUCUGGGAACCUCAAGAUUGAAACUUUCCGCAAUUAUGUUGCCCAAGAUGUUCACUUUCUCAAGGCCUUCGCUCACGCGUAUGAAUUGGCAGAAGAUUGUGCAGACGAUGAUGAUGCAAAGCCUGUGAUUUCUGAGUUGAGGAAGGCAGUUCGGCAGGAGCUGAAAAUGCAUGAUUCGUUUGUGAAGGGAUGGGGUUUACAGGGUGCUAAAGAGACCCCUAUCAACUCUGCUGCCGUGAAGUACACAGAUUUCUUAUUGGCAACAGCCUCUGGAAAAGUUGAAGGAGUCAAGGGUCCUGGUAAACUUGCAACUCCAUUUGAAAGAACCAAAGUUGCUGCUUACACCCUUGGCGCUAUGACUCCUUGCAUGAGACUGUAUGCCUUUCUUGGUAAAGAGUUCAAGGCCCUUCUGGAUCCCAACGAAGGCAGUCACCCGUACUUGAAGUGGAUUGACAAUUAUUCUUCUGAAAGUUUUCAGGCAUCAGCUGUACAAACCGAAGAGUUGCUCGAUAAACUAAGCGUCUCUUUGACAGGCGAGGAACUUGACAUAAUCGAAAAGCUUUAUCGCCAAGCAAUGAAACUUGAAAUAGAGUUCUUCUCUGCUCAGCCCCUUGUUCAGCCAACUGUAGUUCCUCUGAUCAAAGAGCAUAACCCUGCAGAAGAUCGGCUCGUGAUAUUUUCUGAUUUUGACUUGACUUGUACAAUUGUUGAUUCAUCUGCCAUUUUGGCUGAAAUUGCAAUAGUAACAGCACCAAAAUCUGAUAAAAAAUCUGAUCAACAUCAACCUGAAAAUCAGAUUGCUCGGAUGUCAUCAGCUGAUCUCAGGAAUACAUGGGGUCUUCUUUCCAGGCAGUACACAGAAGAGUAUGAGCAAUGCAUAGAAAGCAUCGUUCCCACUGAAAAAGCGGUGUUUGACUUUGAAAAGUUGCAUAAAGCACUAGAGAAACUUUCAGAUUUUGAGAGGAAGGCAAACAAUAGAGUUACAAAGUCAGGAGUGCUCAAGGGUCUUAAUCUUGAAGAUAUAAAAAGAGCUGGUGAACGUCUCAUUCUUCAAGAUGGUUGUAUUAAUUUCUUCCAGAAAAUUGUCAAGAGUGAAAACUUGAAUACAAAUGUUCAUGUUCUUUCAUACUGUUGGUGUGGUGAUCUCAUAAGGUCGGCCUUUUCAUCAGGUGGUUUACCCGAGCUGGAUGUGCAUGCAAAUGAGUUUACUUUUAAGGAAUCCAUAUCCACAGGUGACAUUGUUAAGAAGGUGGAGUCUCCUAUUAACAAGGUUCAAUCUUUCAAAGAAAUAUUGAAAAAUUGCAGCAAUGACAGAAAGAACUUGACCGUUUACAUUGGAGACUCAGUGGGUGAUUUACUCUGUCUGCUGGAGGCAGAUAUUGGUAUCGUAAUUGGGUCAAGUUCAAGCCUUAGGAGAGUGGCGACUCAGUUUGGGGUAUCUUUUGUUCCUUUGUUCGCGGGUUUAGUUAAGAAACAGAAAGAAUGCACAGAUGGAAGGUCUUCUAAUUGGAAAGGGUUAACCGGUAUUCUUUACACAGUGAAUAGUUGGGCGGAAAUACAUGCCUUCAUUUUGGGUUGUUAGAAUUCAUUUUCUUCUUUCCGGUUCUUAUGCACUCAAACAGCGUGCUUGGACAAACGAAUCAUAUUCAUAUAUAGUGGAACACAGAUUAAAGUUGGUGUCUUGUCAAAAAAAAAAAAACAAAGAUAAAAAGUUCGUGGCUGAUUUUAUAAGGGCCACAGAUUUGCUGCUGUCUUGCUGUUCUCUUCUUUUCUUUUUGUAAACAGGGGGAUCUCUUUUGGAAAUGUGAUGAUGGCCAAUUGGGGUGCUGUAAACAGGGUAUGGAGAGUUCUCAGGCAGCAAUGAAUUCAAACAGAGAUUGUUAUAUCAUCAUUUGUCCAUAUAAACAUUUCAAGUUCUGUAUCUGUAAUUUUGUUAGCCGAUUGCUAUUCGAUAUUUCUGAUGAAUGGCAAUUUCAGAGUGUAUUUCCGGUCAUGUAAUACUUGCGUCCUACUAUAAAUGCAGAUGCAAUUGUUCAUGUCA
Molecule: messenger RNA, 2397 nt
Organism: Pyrus x bretschneideri (Chinese white pear)
Lineage: Eukaryota; Viridiplantae; Streptophyta; Magnoliopsida; Rosales; Rosaceae
Product: bifunctional TH2 protein, mitochondrial
Exons: 7
Coding region: 121-1938 (605 amino acids)
Cellular component (GO): cytosol
Source: RefSeq, a predicted model, not a curated record